AUGGGCCAAGUGAUGGCAAAGUCAGAAGUCCUAGAUCUGUCUGGAAACCUUCUAAAUGGUAGCAUUCCUCCUUCUAUAAAUAGACUCAAGGAUCUAACAGAUCUUGAUUUAUCAAACAAUAGUUUAUCAGGAGAAAUCCACAACCACUGGACGGGCAUGCGGAUUUCAACAAUUGAUCUAUCACGAAACAACUUAUCUGGUAGAAUCCCCAAUGAAUUGUGCUCGCUUCCUUCACUUGUUUCAUUAAGAUUGAGUCGCAAUUAUCUUUCUGGAAAGCUGCCUUUGUCUUUGCAAAAUUGCUCAAUGAUUAUAAGUACACUUGAUCUUGGAUAUAACAAAUUUUCCGGUACCAUACCAAUAUGGAUUGGCCAAAGGUUUCCUGUAAUGCUUCAAUUACGCCUUCGGCACAACUAUCUUACUGGAAAUAUUCCUCAACAACUGUGUCAGCUCACUUAUGUCCAUAUCUUGGACCUUGCAGAAAAUAAAUUAUCUGGACCAAUCCCAACAUGUUUGGAUAGGAUGAUCGGCUUCAAAGUUCCAGGCUUUUACUUUAAGUUAGUAACACUACCAUUAAUGGGACACCACUUUUCCUAUCCCACGUAUAUGGAUUUGGUUAUGAAAGGAAGACAAGAUGAUUACGAUAAAAGCCAAACUGAGAUAGUAAAAGUGUUGGAUCUUUCAAGAAACAAUCUCUCGGGGAACAUCCCAGCAGCAGCGACAAAUCUUUCAGAAUUGGUAACUCUAAGUUUGUCAUGUAAUCGGUCCAAUUCUCACAAGCAUGACUUCUCUGACUUUGUUGAGCCAUUGAACUUGUCAAAUAAUAAUUUGUCUGGACCAAUUCCAUUGGCAAAUCAGUUUCAGACAUUCAAUGAUCCAUCUAUCUUCGGGGGUAACCCUGGACUUUGCGGUUCACCGUUACCAACCAAGUGCAGCUCAAACUCAGUGCCUAAGGAUAGAGGAACAACAGAGGAUGAUGAAGAUGGGUCUCUGUCUGACAAUUUCUGGUUCUACGUAAGCAUGGGAUUGGGAUUCAUCUUCGGGUUUUGGGCAGUUUGUGGGAGUUUGGCGAUAAAAAGGUCCUGGAGACGUUCAUAUUUCGAGUUCCUGGACAAGACAAAAGAUAGGAUUCUCCUAGUGCUUGCAUUGAAUGCGGCUCGUUUGCAAAGGAUGAUGAAGAAGAUGGAAGACAACUAG
Molecule: messenger RNA, 1194 nt
Organism: Ziziphus jujuba (common jujube)
Lineage: Eukaryota; Viridiplantae; Streptophyta; Magnoliopsida; Rosales; Rhamnaceae
Product: receptor-like protein EIX2
Exons: 2
Coding region: 1-1194 (397 amino acids)
Molecular function (GO): protein binding
Source: RefSeq, a predicted model, not a curated record